AUGGCGGCUGCGGGCCCGGCCGGGCAGGGGGGGGAGGCGGACGAGCUCUUCGACGUCAAGAACAGUUUCUACAUCGGCGCCUACCAGGCCGCCAUCAACGAGGCGCAGCGGGUCAAGCCGUCCAGUCCGGAAAGGGAGGUGGAGCGGGAUGUCUUCUUAUACCGAGCCUACAUUGCCCAGAGAAAAUAUGGUGUUGUUCUGGAUGAAAUCAAAGCCAAUGCUUGCCCUGAGCUCCAAGCAGUUAGAAUGUUUGCAGAAUAUCUUUCAAAUGACACUCAGAGGGAUGCAAUUGUUGCUGAUUUGGACAAGAAGAUGGCAAAAAGCGUUGAUGUGACCAAUACGACUUUCCUGCUGAUGGCUGCUUCUAUCUAUUUCCAUGAUGCAAACCCUGAUGCGGCCCUGCGCACACUACACCAAGGAGAAAGCUUGGAAUGCCUGGCGAUGAUGAUACAGAUACUGCUGAAGCUCGACAGGCUCGAUCUGGCCCGCAAGGAACUGAAGAAGAUGCAGGAGCAAGAUGAGGAUGCUACCCUCACCCAGCUGGCCACUGCCUGGGUGAACCUGGCUGUAGGUGGGGAGAAAUUACAGGACGCCUAUUACAUCUUCCAAGAGAUGGCAGACAAAUGCUCAUCUACCCUGCUUCUGCUUAAUGGACAGGCCGCCUGCUACAUGGCACAGGGCAAGUGGGAAGAUGCAGACGGUGUGCUCCAGGAGGCGCUAGACAAGGAUAGCAGCCAUCCUGAGACCCUGAUCAAUUUUGUUGUCCUAUCACAGCAUCUGGGUAAACCACCAGAGGUUACCAAUCGCUACUUGUCACAACUGAAAGAUGCCCAUAAGAAUCACCCAUUUAUACAGGAGUACCAGGCAAAGGAGAAUGACUUUGACCGGCUGGUCAUGCAGUACGCCCCCAGUGCAUGA
Molecule: messenger RNA, 918 nt
Organism: Gopherus evgoodei (Goodes thornscrub tortoise)
Lineage: Eukaryota; Metazoa; Chordata; Testudines; Testudinidae
Gene: COPE
Product: coatomer protein complex subunit epsilon
Exons: 10
Coding region: 1-918 (305 amino acids)
Biological process (GO): intra-Golgi vesicle-mediated transport; endoplasmic reticulum to Golgi vesicle-mediated transport; retrograde vesicle-mediated transport, Golgi to endoplasmic reticulum
Cellular component (GO): COPI vesicle coat
Molecular function (GO): structural molecule activity; protein binding
Source: RefSeq, a predicted model, not a curated record